AUGUCCAAGGCCGCCCAAACUCUCUUGGAAGAAAUCCACUCGGAGUCUUUACAGGUGCUCCUUGCUUCUCUCCGACCGCAUUCCGGACUUUCGGAGGUGGCCCACGCGGACACGAUCUCCACGAGUUCCAGUGCUGUUGACACUUCCCCGUCGUCGACCUUCAGACUCGGAAACGUGGUCGAAAUACAAGGACCAUCGGCCUCAGGCAAAUCCCAUUUGGUGUACCACCUCGUGUCCCACUGCAUCAUUCCGCCAGAGUAUGAAGACUGCGCCCUGGGCGGGUGGGGUAAGGCUGCAAUGGUAUUUGACUCCGACAACACUUUCAGCAUCGCGAGAGUAAAGCAGAUUCUCCUGAAGCGGUUGGAAUCAAGAUUUGCUACGCAACCCCACCUGUGGACCGCAGAAUGGCGCUCCGACAUCGUUGAGAAGUGUCUGGACCAUUUGCACAUAUUCAAGCCGUCGUCAUCAAUCCAACUUGCCGCAACACUUCGUAAUCUUCCAGCAUAUCAUACCGACAACUUACCCCACACGGACAUCGGUGUCCUUGCUGUAGAUUCAAUCAAUGCCUUCUAUUGGAUGGAUAGAUUCAUCGUGGAACACCCUAGCUCCUCUGGAAAGGCGUCUAAAGCUACUGUUAACCCCUUCCAACACGUCAUAUCAUCAUUGCGCGCUCUUCACGCUGCGUACCGGCCUCUUAUCCUCCUCACAAGUUGGCUGAUCGGUCCGAACCAGUCUUCGUCCAACUGUACCUCCGACAGACAACAUCCAUCUAUAUAUGCCGACCCUCGUCAUCAACUGCGCUCUACAACGCCAAUGCCGUCGGGUACAAUCACCCAUCGUGUUACGAUGUCAGUUAUACCUGCGCCGCAACCUUUAACAUCUGCGGAUCCAAAAUGGCCCUCGCCGCAGUUCGUGUGCUCGAUCCAGAAGCCAGGGCAUGAUUCCGUUGGUCGUUUCAUGUUGCAAAUCAAUGAUGGCGUAGACUGUAGACUUCCUGAAGGCCAAAAAUUUCUGGUAUCCGUCUGCUAA
This is a messenger RNA of Pleurotus ostreatus (oyster mushroom), 1029 nucleotides long. RefSeq lists its product as uncharacterized. Gene Ontology annotation, molecular function: ATP-dependent DNA damage sensor activity; four-way junction DNA binding; ATP binding. Gene Ontology annotation, biological process: double-strand break repair via homologous recombination; DNA strand invasion. The transcript is spliced from 3 exons. NCBI's taxonomy places the organism in Eukaryota, Fungi, Basidiomycota, Agaricomycetes, Agaricales, Pleurotaceae. Gene Ontology annotation, cellular component: Rad51B-Rad51C-Rad51D-XRCC2 complex; centrosome; replication fork. Bases 1 to 1029 code for a protein of 342 amino acids. The record is from RefSeq and is a predicted model, not a curated record.